UUUACUUCUUCUCUGGUUAGUUUUUUAUUUCUUCCCACUGACUUUGGUGGUCAUAGUGUGCUAUGUGCUCUUCGGACUGCGAGUGAUGUCAACAGGUGUUUUGGCGUCGUUCUGGAAUUUUGCGAGUUUUCGGUUGUAUUUCGGUGUAAUUUAUCGAUUAGUGUCGUGAUUUGGUUUGAAAUUAGCAGUGAUCGGUGUUAUUCGGUGACGGGAAGAGGAAUUACAACUGCUGAUAGUGGAAAAGCGUCGAUUUUAUGCCGGGCUUCCGAAGUUUGGAUCUUUAUUUGAACUGAAGACAGCUGAUGCAGCACCCUACAAGAUGCCGCUGAACGACUUACAACCACUAGCGUACACCACGCUAAACAAUUUCACGAUGCUGAACCAAAGUCAGAGCGCUAUACCGAAUCCAAUACAGGAGCAGCAGUUCUGUCUACGGUGGAACAACUACCACUCCAACUUGUCGAAUGUGUUUGAUCAGCUGUUCCAAGCUGAAUCGUUCGUUGACGUAACCCUCAUCAGUGAAGGUCGUCCAAUCAAAGCCCACAAAAUGGUCCUAGCGGCCAGUAGUCCCUACUUUCAAACGAUUUUCCAGGAAACACCCUGCAAACAUCCGGUCGUUAUCAUCAAAGACGUCAAAUGGGACGAACUCAAAGCAUUGGUUGAGUUCAUGUAUCGCGGUGAGAUCAACGUUGCACAAGAGCAACUUCGACCCCUGCUAAACCUGGCACAAAUGUUUCAAAUUCGAGGUUUGACCGAUGUUUCGCACGAAGACGUUGAACCAGAACCACCUGUUCCGGUUCGGGAAACUGUGAACACCAACGUAGAACAGUUCACCGUCUACACAGCGUCCCUAGUGGAUAAUCUUCAACAAAGCUUCAACCAACCUACCCCAACCGCCGAUAUCGGCCCGAGAAGAACCUCCAAAGACAAGGAAGUUCCCCGAAAACAAUCCCUGGAAACGAUGGAGGUACCCAUUGUGUGGCCCAAGGAAGAACCUCACGAGAUCCCAGCUGUCGUAGAAUCGGUAGCGAAGAACCCCCGCAAGCGCAAGUCCACGUCCAAUGACAACACCGAAGUCAAUUUUCUUACCCUCCAACAACCUGAGCAGUCGGCAUACAUUCCAACUACGAUCAGCCAACCCAUCGCUGUAGUUGCCGCCCCUACCACCAUCGCAUCACCCCCACCACCAUUGAUACUACAGAACGCUUUCCAAACGGAAGAAACGGAGACGAAGAUGACCUUCCUGGAGGCCACCAAUGAAGCAGAAGAUGUAUCAUUCAAUACCUCUCAGGAUCCUAAUGCUACAAAUGAAUCCCGUUCAAAAUCAUCGAAAGCACCCGCCUGGAACUGGAACCAACUGCAGGAAGCCAUCACUGCCGUCGUAACGCAACGGUUGCGUUUCACCCAAGCCAGCGCCCAGUACAACAUCCCCAAAGGCACACUGUACGACAACAUUCUCGGCAAGGCGCACCGAAUGGCCGUGCUCCAGGAGCUUGAGCUGACUCCCGAGGAGGAAGCCGCCGUUCUGAACUUCUGCUGCGACACAGCUACCUCACCGUACAACAAACGAACCAAGCGAUCGCUCAGCAGCAUCCUCGAGUUCAUCAGUCACUUCCAGACCUUCCGGGAGAAGGGAGACCGAUUCAAGUUCGGCGGCAAACCCGGCUUCCGGUGGUGGUGGGCGUUCUGCCGGAAACACUCGAUCGUUUCGCUUUACUACGAAGGGCUGAAGCUGAGCGACGAUCAGGAUUCGGCGAUUUCCAGCAAGAAAGGUCGCAAGAGUGCAGAGUUCGAUGCCAUGAAUGCGGUUUGAAUGUUGUGGAUCGAUAUUAAGAUGCGUGUGCCUUUCAGCAAUUAAUUUGUGAUUUUAACAUUCUCGUUAAUUUUGUACAAUUGUGACAUGAAACUCAACUAGGUAAGGCUAUGUAAUUAGAUGACAAAAACUGA
This is a messenger RNA of Armigeres subalbatus, 1947 nucleotides long. RefSeq names its product protein bric-a-brac 2-like. Gene Ontology annotation, cellular component: nucleus. The transcript is spliced from 5 exons. Gene Ontology annotation, biological process: regulation of transcription by RNA polymerase II. The record is from RefSeq and is a predicted model, not a curated record. Bases 320 to 1813 code for a protein of 497 amino acids. NCBI's taxonomy places the organism in Eukaryota, Metazoa, Arthropoda, Insecta, Diptera, Culicidae. Gene Ontology annotation, molecular function: protein binding.